Molecule: messenger RNA, 399 nt
Organism: Knipowitschia caucasica
Lineage: Eukaryota; Metazoa; Chordata; Actinopteri; Gobiiformes; Gobiidae
Source: the annotation of a GenBank genome assembly
AUGGAGGAGGUGAUGGAGGAGGUGAUGGAGGAGGUGAUGGAGGAGGUGAUGGAGGAGGUGAUGGAGGAGGUGAUGGAGGUGGUGAUGGAGGAGGUGAUGGAGGAGGUGAUGGAGGAGGUGAUGGAGGAGGUGAUGGAGGAGGUGAUGGAGGAGGUGAUGGAGGAGGUGAUGGAGGAGGUGAUGGAGGUGGUGGAGGAGGAGGUGAUGGAGGAGGUGGUGGAGGAGGUGAUGGAGGAGGAGGUGGUGGAGGAGGUGGUGGAGGAGGUGAUGGAGGAGGUGAUGGAGGAGGUGAUGGAGGAGGUGAUGCUGGAGGUGAUGGAGGAGGUGAUGCAGGAGGUGAUGGAGGAGGUGAUGGAGGAGGUGAUGGAGGAGGUGAUGGAGGAGGUGAUGAGGAGGUGA